Molecule: messenger RNA, 1393 nt
Organism: Electrophorus electricus (electric eel)
Lineage: Eukaryota; Metazoa; Chordata; Actinopteri; Gymnotiformes; Gymnotidae
Source: RefSeq, a predicted model, not a curated record
CAACUAAACAAGCAUAGCUAGGACUGUCCAAACAUCACACUAACAAAGACUACACUCAAAAACUAUUCAGGAAUGCGCAGUUUAAUAUGAAAAACAAGACAAUGAAAGAUUCUUGACCCUGUGCUGUUUGCUGAACAUGGCCGGCAAUCCAACAAUGAUGGAAGCAUCGAUAACAUCAGUGUGUGUGGUGGGCAUGCUCUGUGCUAUCGGGACGUCCCUGCUACUACUCGCAGUGUGCUGUGCUGUAGCACACGCAGCCCUGGGCCCCAUGGGGCUAUCACUUGCCUUAAGGAAGCUGUGGGAUUCUGUAGGAGUGAUUUGGGCUAGCUGUGGCCUGCUAAUACUGUCAGUGCUUGGCUCAGUGGCGGCUGCAGCAGCUGUCAGGAUGGUGGGUGCCGAGGGUGUAGCUGCCGGCGGCGUUGCAGCAGCUGCAGGAGCUGUGGUGGUAGUUAAAGUGUGGACAGCAGCCCGAAGAGCCAGGGAGUGGGUGGAGGCAGUUGUAGCAGCCAGCGCUCUUGGGGUGGGGGGCUCGGCACUCUGCUAUGUGCUGUUGGAGCUGGGGCUGACUGAGGUGGAGGCGGGCAUGGUCGCUGGGGCUAGCGCUCUGCUAGGAGAAGCUACAGGAACAGCGUAUGAAGUAACGCUGGGACUGACGGUAGUGGCGCUGCUGGUCUGGCUAACCGGUCGAAACCGGCCCAGAAGAAAGAGGGAACAGAGAAGAAGAGAGAGAGGGAAAGAGAACCUCUCUAAUGCGCACAACUCUCAACACACAGUUAAAACUCUGUGGUGGAUGUUAUGAUAUAUAUUAUAGAUUUUCCCCCUCUGCAUUGGUUGUUUACUUAAUUUUUCCACAUCAUAUUUUAACGUGAAUGUUUGUAAUGCUUUCAUAUUCUCAUAAUAAGUACUACAGAAUAAGGCCUACGCCACACAAAUCUUCUAUUGAUAAAACACCCAAGUGCCGGUUUUAAUUUGCUUUUCCAAAUUGACAAUGAAAGAAUUCUGACAUGAUGUUUGAUAUUUUUCACAUAGGCUGUAAUGUUUUUAGGUUUAAGUGAUAACAGGCAGAGUGUGUGUACAAUACUGUAGAAUACUGAAAAUAAUUAAUUUAAUGCUUCAAGAGUUAAAGCAAUGUUAAAUUUGCUUUACAUGCUUCCAGACAGAAAGAUGGAAAACAGAAAGAGGGAAAGAGGCAUGUUAUGCCUGUUUUAGCAUCAUGAUAUUGGCUACGUGAUUCAGUUAGAACUGACCUCCAUAUUCACCUACUGUGUUUUUUAACACUGAUGUCUUUGAUUAAUUAUCAAGCUCAUUUUCAAAAAUGAGUUUUAAGAUCAACAAGCACCAAAUAUUCCAUUGCAAGAAACAUACACCCAGUCCGGUCUCUGAUCCCAACCCU